Molecule: messenger RNA, 3615 nt
Organism: Doryrhamphus excisus (bluestripe pipefish)
Lineage: Eukaryota; Metazoa; Chordata; Actinopteri; Syngnathiformes; Syngnathidae
Gene: swt1
Product: SWT1 RNA endoribonuclease homolog
Cellular component (GO): nucleus
Source: RefSeq, a predicted model, not a curated record
UAGAAGAAGACGAGCAGCGCCUGUUACUGUGGUAUGUCUGUACAGUUCCGACCAAAUGAAAUUAUCCAUAUUUAUUUAUUUUAACAACCGCACAUGGUUUAUUCUUCGUGACUAAUCUACAAUAGCGAUUUACAUUAACGAGCACCAUAGCCGUGAUUUUUCUGCCGUGAUGUUUCGAUUACAAAGACUAGCAUAACAAUACGAAUGCUGUGCAGAAAAAGAUGUCUGAAAGAAAGAGAAAACACAGGAAGUCAUCAAGAGAGGAGGAGCCAUCCAAAGAACGAUAUAAGAGUGAAAGGUCCAAUAGGAAGCAAGAUGUAAACAAGCACUCUAGGAGUUCUAGAAAAGAGAGAGAACAUGCAUCACUCCCUGUUAUGGAAACACGCCAAAUCAAAAAGGCUGUAUAUAAGAAACACAUAUCUAAGACAGACGAGGCCCAUUCAAAGACAAAAAAUACCUCUACACCGAUUCACAAUGAUUGCUCCGGUAAAGCGGAACCUAUUAUUUCAGGGAAAGAUAAAGUUGCAAGCAGGAGUCAAGUAAAAGAAAGCAAUGUAGACACGGAUGAAAAGAAAAGAAAAGAAAAAACAGACUCAAAGCGUAGUUCAGAUGAAAAACCUCCCCACAUGAGCCCACCAAGAUCAAAAAAGAAGCGAACCAGUCCCGGUGUUUCAGAAGAGAAAACGAAAAACUGUUUGGAAUUGCUGAAGAGUAAAUGUAAAUAUAUGGAACUAUAUAAGACUGCAGUAAACCGCACAACAAAAGAUGCCAAGGAACCAAGCAAGGACAAGGAAACAGAAGUGAAAAAAGGUGUAAAAACAUCCACUGACUCCACCAGUCAAACGUCUUCUAUUCCAACCAUACCUAAAGUGUCCUUUAAAAUUUCAAAUACAUCAAACGCUCGGACAAAAUUAACACAUGUACAUUCAACCUUUAAGAUACCAAAGAAGGUUCAACCAACACUAGUGAAUACAAACGUGGAUGAGACAAGUGAUGCUACCUCUACCAGUCGAACUGACCCAUGUAGGACUGAACUCUCUAUCUCGGAAACCUCGACAAAGAACCUGAAACAGGCUCCAUGCUUUGUGGAUGUUCCUCCAAGUUUUACAUUUGACAGCAAGGACGAGAGUCCAUCUUUGUCAAGUGUUCCGAUAAAUAAAAGCGAUGCCAUCGCUCAGCAGCAGAGUAACCAGAUGCAAGUGGCGGAAGAGCUUCACCUUGCCCGGUCUGAGAGGAGAUUGGAGGUGGAUGUAUUGCAGAGCUAUGGAGAGCUCACCGGAAUGGACAUAGACCCGCCAGAAGAGAGCACGACAUAUACUCUAUGCAAACAACCUGCUCAGCAAGAUGUCAUCCUUGUUCUGGACACCAACAUUCUCCUCAGUCACUUGGAUUAUGUGAAAAAGAUGAGAUAUCAUAGCUUUGGAGCUUUGGGUUUACCAAUUGUCCUGAUUCCCUGGGUGGUCCUUCAGGAGCUGGAUUCCCUAAAAAAGGGCAAAGGUCUCACAGGAUCUGUGGCCCAUUUGGCUUGUCCCGCCAUUUCCUACAUUUACAACUCCCUGAAAAGCAAAGAACGACACCUUUGGGGCCAGUCAAUGCAGCAGGCUGCUGAAAGUAACAGUAGUAUGAUGGCUGAGAAUAACGAUGACAAAGUGCUGCAGUGCUGCCUACAGUACCAGACUCUGUACCCAGGCAGUGCUCUCAUCCUCUGCACAAAUGAUAAAAAUCUAUGCAGUAAGGCCGUCCUAAGUGGCGUCAAGGCCCUGAGUAAGACCGACCUGGAGGCGGAGGUUGAGCGAUCAAGACACGACCUUAACCACCUACCGAGCACCGUACUACAGGAGGCUCCUCAAAUUGACCUCCGGGUGUCCUCGCCAAUGUCGGGAAUCAGCUGUACACCAACACUCCCUCAUACUCAAGAAAGAAGAAGUCUUUCGUCAAGUCUUCCAGAGAAAGUUGGCAAAACGCGGAGCCUGGAAGAAGAAGAUUUGGAGAAAAUAAACAGAUGUGUUUCUGAGUUUGAAGACUGCCUGAAGGAGGUGCUGUCCGAUGUGCUGGAAAAGGAGAUGAAAGCUGCUUUUAAUGAGUUGUGGCAAGAGAUUGUAUACCUGAAGCCACCCUGGACUUUUCUAGACGUCCUACAUUGUUUUAAAAAGCACUGGAGGGCUGUAUUUGGCUUCAUCGUCCCACGGCCAAAACUGCAAACGGUUUUAAAUCUCAUUGACUUCUUUAAACGAGGGCAAUCAAGGGACCGUAGUUCAACACUGAUGACACUCCAAGAAGCUAAGGAGUUUGUGCAGGAAUUUCGGAAAAGUUCAAGCCUUGUGUCCAGAGGCCUUACUACAAUCGACAAUAUUGUACACAAGCUACAACAUAAGGUUGAAUCGGUACCGGAUACAUCACUGGUCAGUGAUGUUGUCAUGAAUGAGGAUGAGGAUGCCAAACAAUCCUCUGUAUCUCAUGUCACUCACCAAGAAGUCUGGGCCCUGUUUGAAAACAUCUGGUGUAAAGUUUAUCAAAUAAGCUUGGAAGUGUUCAAAGCUUUGGCCUUUGACCCUCACACCAGACAGAGUUCUUUGCCAGUAGGAGGUCGUCCGCCGCCACAGGACGCCGUGGCGUAUCUGAGCCAAAUGUGCUCCAUGGUCUCACAGCUGCUUCAAGCCUUUAUCAGUGUUCUGACCUCAUCUCCUGGUUUACAUGAAGUGCAGGUGCUUCUCUGCAUUAUCAAAUCCAAUAAGAUUGUUGAUGUGGAUUGCAGGCUGACAGACACAGACCUACUGGAUUGUUUCUCACAGCAAGACUACAGGGAGAAGCUGCGAGUCGGAGUGAACCAGUUAACAGAGCUCAAGGAGGUCCUGGACCAUUGUCUUCACGCCACAGGUCAACUCAUCACUGUUAAUAUGUAGCCACCAUCUGACCAGUGGUCACGGUUGACUGCCAUCACCGCUUCUCAUUUCGUACUCCGGCGACAAGGAGCCUAAAUCCUGUCAACCAUCAACCCAAGUAUGGAGCUCAUCCAGCCAUCCAUCAUCUGUACCACUUAUCCUGUUUGAGACCACAAGGAAGGUGGAGCCUAACAGAGUUGGCACCAACGUUAAGGAGUGGAAGCAAUCAAGGCCAGCCUGAAUUUGCAUUCAAUUAAAGAUUCUUUAUUCUGAAGUAUUCGCUGCUUCAUAAUGAACCGCAGCUCCCCAGCACUGGCAGCUCUCAUGCAAGCAAUAAACAGUUAUGUUGGCACUCACUUGUGCUGACAGCUAUUUAGACAGUAAUUUUCAGUAGCUGCUAAACCUAUACUGCUGUACAAGCUGUACACUGACUACUCUUAAUUGAUAUCCAAGUUUAUUAUUGGCUCUUGAGGUGUGGUCACUUUUCUAUAAAAUGCACUCCAUUAAGGUUUUCACUUAUUUAAUGCACAGAUUAUUUUGCUUUUUGAUAAUCAAUUUCAUACUUUUGGACCAUGUGAAUGUUUUAAUAGUUUACAAAUAUUUUGAAAGUAUUUUAUGUAUUAUGUUUUUACUGUUCCUUUGUGAUAAUGCCGCUGUUGCACAUUGGCUGUAGCUUAAAGCAGCACAGAUAAAUAUAUUUUGAUUAAAAAAUGUACAUUUGAACAAUGACACG